Molecule: messenger RNA, 3309 nt
Organism: Electrophorus electricus (electric eel)
Lineage: Eukaryota; Metazoa; Chordata; Actinopteri; Gymnotiformes; Gymnotidae
Gene: fscn1a
Product: fascin actin-bundling protein 1a
Biological process (GO): cell migration; establishment or maintenance of cell polarity; actin filament bundle assembly
Cellular component (GO): lamellipodium; filopodium; ruffle
Molecular function (GO): actin filament binding; protein-macromolecule adaptor activity
Source: RefSeq, a predicted model, not a curated record
CUUUAAGCUCGCGCUGUGAGCGGCUACAUACCAGGGCGCGCACGCUCCCCAAACAAAGAGAGACCACACGGGCAUCACUGCUACAGCAGAAGAAUCAAUCUCAAGUGCAUAUAAAGACAAACUAACCUCAUUUCCGGCGAGAAACAUGACCGCUAACGGAACCAGCGACAUGCUCAAAAUCCAGUUUGGGCUUAUAAAUUGUGGAAAUAAAUACCUCACAGCCGAGACGUUUGGGUUUAAAAUAAAUGCCUCAGCCACCAGCAUGAAGAAGAAACAGAUUUGGACCUUGGAGCAGAAUGGAGAUGACUCAAACAUGUUCUUCUUGAAGAGCCACCUCGGAAGGUACAUUGCUGCUGACAAGGACGGUAAUGUUACAGGUGACAGUGAGAGUCCAACCGAGGAUUGCCGGUUUAUUAUCACUGCCCACGAUGACGGGCGCUGGUCUCUGCAAUCCGAACCCCACAAGCGCUAUCUUGGUGGCACCGAGGACAGAAUUACUUGCUUUGCACAAACCAUCUCUAUUGCGGAAAAAUGGAGCGUCCACAUCGCUAUGCACCCGCAGGUCAACAUCUUCAGCCUCACCAGGAAAAGAUAUGCACACCUGGGCACCAAUGAGAAUGAGAUCGCCAUCGACAGGGAUGUUCCAUGGGGUGUCGACUCUCUGAUCACCUUGGUCUUCCAAGACCAGAGGUAUCAUCUGCAAACAUCCGAUAACCGCUUCCUGAAUAAUGAUGGCAGUUUAUCACCCAAGCCUGAUAAGACAACUGGAUACACCUUGGAGUUCAGGUCCGGAAAGGUUGCGUUCAGAGACUGUGCAGGAAAGUACCUCGCCCCCUCUGGUCCCAGUGGAACCAUGAAGUCCGGCAAGAGCUCCAAGGUUGGGAAAGACGAGCUUUUUGUUCUGGAGCAAAGCCACCCUCAAGUGGUGCUCACCGCAGCCAACGACAGGAAUGUGUCCACCAGGCAAGGGAUGGAUCUCUCUGCCAACCAGGAUGAGGAGGGUGAUCAGGAGACCUUUCAGAUGGAGAUCAGCAAGGAAACUAAGAAGUGUGCUUUCAGGACCUGUACUGGGAAGUACUGGACCCUUACUGCUAAUGGUGGACUGCAAUGCACUGCUUCUACUAAGUCUGCCAACUGCUAUUUUGACAUUGAAUGGCGUGGAAAGAAAAUAACACUUCGUGCCAACAAUGGAAAAUACGUGGCAGCCAAAAAGAAUGGUCAGCUGGCUGCCACCAUCGACACUGCAGGAGAGUCGGAGGAGUUCCUGAUGAAGCUUAUUAACAGGCCCCUCAUUGUCCUGAGAGGAGAGCAUGGCUUCAUUGGCUGCAGGAAGGUGACUGGCACUCUGGACUCCAACCGCUCCUCUUACGAUGUCUUUGGUCUGGUGUUCCAUGACGGGGCCUACAGCCUCCAAGAUUCCACUGGGAAGUACUGGAUGGUCGGAAGUGAGUCUUCAGUUGUCAGCAGCAGUGAUGUCUCAGUAGAUUUUUUCCUUGAGUUCUGCGACUACAACAAGGUGGCGAUCAAGUCAAGUGAAGGGAAGUACCUGAGGGGAGACCAUGCUGGUGUCCUGAAGGCCAAUGCUGAUGACCUGGACAGCUCCACCAUGUGGGAGUAUUAGCAGCACUUAAGUAACCACUGUGGCUUUCCCCCCUAUAACUUUUUUUUUUUUUUUUUUUUUUUUCCUCCCCUUUCUGUUCUACAUUUUCAACUAGAGUGAGCACAAGAGGGCAUUAUAUACAGCAGAGAGCAUCUUGAAGGCCUAAUGGUUUAAUUUUGGUGGCUUACAUUCCUGCUUAUUUCUACUCACCAUAAGCAUACUAGUACUCCACCAUUCUCGUGCCAUGAAAUUCUUGCAGUGUUGUACGGUCUUCAUUCAAUGUGUGCCAGAGCUAAAUUUAUGGGGCUUUACCUGGUCUCCAAAUUGAUGUAGUGUGGUAAAGGCCUUUUGCAUAUUGUAACUUGUCAUAAUAUUCGAAUGGAAUUAAAAAAAAAUAUUAAGUGUCUGAAAAAGGGUGUGUACACAGCACAUUUUGAGGAGCCAUGUUUUUACAGAAUUGCUGAGUAUCCUCAGUGAGAACUGAUGGUAUUCGAGAUCCCUUUCCCUGGUCUUUGCACAGUUCUUUAAGAGCCCCUCUUUCUAGAUAUGUUGACCUCUAGAAGAAUGUCUGGUAUAUUGAUGUCUCGUCAAACCCUGUGAGUCUACGUUUCUGGUCAGUGCCCCUCCUACAUGACAUUGAGUGAUAUGCAUCUUGACCAGAAGACAUGGCAGUAUUAAAUAGUAAUUAUGAAUAAUCUAUGACUAUAUUGCCAUAUGCUUGACAGUUAUGGAGGGAGUUCUUUAACCACUGGAAUAAGCAAUGAUUCUGAUGGUGGGCUGUUUUGAUUUUGUAUUUUGAAGUAUGCAUAUGUUCUUGUGAGGUAAUAGUGUGUACUGGAUGUUUGCUUGUGACAUUACAAUAUAUUUCCCUGUAUAAGAAUACAAAACUGGACAUUUGGUAUGUGAAGGAGUCACGUUGCAGGUCUUCAUCUCAAUUUAUAAAUCAUAGGAUUAAUGGGGGGGGGGGGGCGGAAGAAGCCUAUUAAAACAAUUUCUGCAAGUAAAGGGUUGUCAUUAAGUUUUGUGUAGAUGUGAAAUGAUCUGUCUGAUCCAGUAUAUUGUUGCAGGUUCAACACGAUAUUUAUGAUAAAUUAAAAAUUCCCUCCUGCUUGAUUCGGAUGGGUCACUGCAACAUUCUAUGUUUGCUGCAAAUGUGUAACUGGCAUGACUUAUCUGGAAAUGCACAAUUAUUUCACUGGAAAAGUAUCAGUUGUUCUAUUUUGAUUUUCAUAAGGCACAGACAUUAUCAUAAACCUUAAUACAUAUGAAGUGAGGAGUUGUGAAAACUCAGUAAUAAGCAUGUGCACAAAACACUCUCACCCAAUUAGAACUGUUAACACAUGGUGAAAGAUUAAUAAAACAUUGAAAGCAAAGAUGGUAACUUGUGCUCACAUUUACUUCAGGUAUGUAUCAAGCCAUCACAACUCAGCAACUCUUAACUGGACACCAUCAAACAGUAAGGACAGAAAACUUGCAUGUAAUUCAGAAUUGAGUGUAGGAGUAAUUUUGUGUACCCUCACAAUGGUAAUGACUGUGCCUUAUUUUGAGUAUAUCGUCAUACUGGAACUAGGAAAAAACCCAUUCCAUAUCUAUACUUUGUAAAAUGUUAGGCUUCCUUUUUAUAUUGUUUUGAUAUUAUGGUUGCUUUUCCUCAUGUGCCAUGGGUGCAAACUAAAUCCGAUAAUAAAUUUGAAUAUGAAACUAUGGCA